This is a messenger RNA of Leucoraja erinaceus (little skate), 5513 nucleotides long. RefSeq names its product actinodin3 (gene and3). The coding region runs from base 1 to 1020 and encodes 339 amino acids. The record is from RefSeq and is a predicted model, not a curated record. The transcript has 4 exons. Lineage: Eukaryota; Metazoa; Chordata; Chondrichthyes; Rajiformes; Rajidae.
AUGGCUUGGCGUUUGCUCGUCCCCACCGUGCUUGCUCUCGGCAUCAUCUUGCCUGAUUGCACCCAAGCCAUCAGCAUCCUGGACCUCUUCACAUCUGCAGUGAAGGGUGAGGAGGGGGUGAGGCUGGAUUCUCGGGAGGCCGCGGACUUCCUGCAGAGUGGGUCGGGUCGAUCCCGACGCCACGUCAAGUGGUACCAACAGAACCCGGACUUCCAGUCCUGGUACAAAUACUACCAGACCAUCGGGCACAAUGAGGGGCUCUACGAGAUUGACCGUAUCCGACUGACCUACCAGCACAUGAGGCACUUGGAGAGUGUGUACGGGAAAGAUGCCCCUUACUACCAGCAUACGCUGGGCAUGGGGCCCGGCCCCAGCAAGCCCAAGGGCCCCUGCGACCCCAAGAAGGACGGGGGCUGCAAGCGGCCCUCGAUGGGGCCCACUCCCCACCCCCCCCCCGCCCCCAAGGCCCAGCACCGGCCCCACGGCCCGAUCCCUUGCAACCCGCAGGACCCCGCCUGCCUGCUCCAGUACGUCUACCGUUUCCUGGGGCCCGCCCAGGGUGGCCACCCUCCCUCCACGCCCCACCAAGACCAGCAGGACCAGGAGGACCAGGAGGAUGAGGAGGAGGAAGAGGAGGAGGAUGACGAGGUGGACCCCUACGAUCCACGUUACCACGGCUACUACGGGGACCCCCGCUCAUACUACGGCCCAAACUAUCCACAUGGAUCUCCUUCCAAACCAAAGCCAAAUCCGUACAGUUCCCCAGAUCCAUACAACCCCAAUCCCGACCCUUAUAAUCCCUAUCCUUAUAACCCCAACCCUAAUCCUUACAAUUCCCCAAAUACAAAUCCAUAUGACUCCCCGAGACCCUACGACUCUUCCAAUCCCUACGGAUCGCCCAACAACUACCCCUACCCCAACCCCUACAAUAGCCCUUACAGCGCUCCCUAUGGAUCCCCCUAUGGGUCUCCCUACAAGCCCCCCUACCACGAGGAUGAGGAUGAGGAUGACGAGUAUUAGUUUGGGCGCACGUUGCCAGGCUACGAGACAUUUGGGGGGCAGAGACGGGGCAGAGACGGGGGCACCCUUCCCUGCAGCUCUCCACCCGAUAUCACCUUUACUAUAAUGGCCAGAGAGGGGGCCUCCUAAUCCCAGUUAAACCCCACCGAACAUAGAAUUGUAUCGGCACGGCAAAAGGCCCUUCGGCCCACAAUGUGCGUGCCCAACAUCCCCUCUCCCCACCUCUUAACCCGCCUUCCAUAAGCUCGGCUACUGUCCAACUCACCUCCACCCCACGGCGGACAUUAGACUUUGUCCCUGGAACUGAUGCGCUACAAUGCUGAGAACUAUAUUCUGCACUCUGUAUCUUCCCCUUUGCUCCACCUAUUGUACAUGUGUUUGACGCAAUUGUAUAUAUGUAUGGUAUUAUCCGAUCCGUUUGGAUAGCACGCAGAUGCUUAUCGCUGUUACUUGGUACACGUGGUAAUAUUAAACCUAGACUUAAGCGCGAUGCCGAGUUAAACUAAUCUCUGCCUGCACGUGAUACAUAUCCCGGCCUUUCCCUGCAUAUCCAUUCAGACGUUAAGGGAAUGGGCUCGGUGAAACAUAGAAACAUAGAAAAUAGGUGCAGGAGUAGGCCAUUCGGCCCUUUGAGCCUGCACCGCCAUUCAAAAUGAUCAUGGCUGAUCAUCCAACUCAGUAUCCCGUAACUGCCUUCUCUCCAUACCCCCUGAUCCCUUUAGCCACAAGGGCCACAUCUAACUCCCUCUUAAAUAUAGCCAAUGAACUGUGUGGCCUCAACUACCUUCUGUGGCAGGGAAUUCCACAGAUUCACCACUCUCUGUGUGAAAAAUGUUUUUCUCAUCUCAGUCCUAAAAGAUUUCCCCCUUAUCUUUAAACUGUGACCCCUUGUUCUGGACUUCCCCAACUUCGGGAACAAUCUUAUUGCAUCUAGCCUGUCCAACCCCUUAAGAAUUUUGUAAGUUUCUAUAAGAGCCCCCCUCAAUCUUCUAAAUUCUAGCGAGUACAAGCCAAGUCUAUCCAGUCUUUCUUCAUAUGAAAGUCCUGCCAUCCCAGGAAUCAGUCUGGUGUACUUUCUCUGUACUCCCUCUAUGGCAAGAAUGUCUUUCCUCAGAUUAGGAGACCAAAACUGUACGCAAUACUCCAGGUGUGGUCUCACCAAGACCCUGGACAACUGCAGUAGAACCUCCCUGCAUGAAAGAUCAGCCAUGAUCCUGUGGGAUAAUCCAGCAGGAAUAAUGGGUUAAAUGGCCUUAACCUGCCUCUGAUGUUCUCUAGUUUAGAGGUACAGCAUGGAAACAGGCCCUUCGUCCCACCGAGUCUGUGCUAACCAGUGAUCCCCGCACACCAACACUACCCUGCACACACUAGGGACAGUUUCAACUUAUACCAAGCCAACCUGUACACCUCUGGAGUGUGGGAGGAAACCAAAGCUCUCGAAGAAAACCCCCAGGUCUCAAGCGCUGCAAGCGCGGUAAGGCAGCAACUCCACCACUGCGCCCCCGUGCCAUCACAUAUUGUUAUAUCACAUUAGAAUUAGGCUCCAACACUUGCCCAUCAGAGUCACAGAGCAGCCCAGCACGGAAAGAGGCCCUUCGGCCCACCUGGUCCGUGCUGCCCAAGUUGGCAUUCAUACCUUUUAGGAGCAUAAUUAGGCCAUUUGGCCCAUCCACUCCACGUUCAAUCAUGGCUGAUCUAUCUUUUCCUCUCAACCCCCAUUCUCCUGCCUUCUCCCCAUAACAAUAGACAAUACACAAUAGGUGCAAUAGUAGGCCAUUCGGCCCUUCUGAUCAUCCCCAAUCAGUACCCUGUUCCUGCCUUCUCCCCAUAUCCCCUGACUCCACUAUCUUUAAGAGCCCUAUCGAGCUCUCUCUUGAAAGUAUCCAGAGAACCGCUCUCCUCUGAGGCAGAGAAUUCCACAGACUCACAACUCUCUGCGUGAAAAACUCUAACCCCUGGCACCCGUACCAAUCAAGAACCUGUCAAUUUCCGCUUUAAAAAUAUCCAUUGAUUAACCUCCUGUGGCAAAAAAAAUCCACAGAUUCACCACCCUCUGACUGAAGAAAUUCCUCCUCAUCUUUCUAAAGCCCAUUCUUGUCGAGUCCCAUUUGCCUACAUUUGGCCCAUAGCUCUCUAACCCCAUCCUAACCAUAUAUCUGUCCAAAUGUCUUCUAGAAGUUAAAAAAAUAUUUGAUAUUUUAUAAUUUUGGUUUCAUUGAUUUUAAGUAACUGUUACUAGAUUUUAGUUACUGGUUUAGUUUUGUUAUCAGUAAACUGCCGUGCCAAAACAAAACGCUAUGAAAACUGAGAAGAUUUUGACUGAAUUAUCAAUUCACAUUAUAUUAUAUUAAAUAUGGGUGAAAAAUCCAAAUGUUUGACCAAUUUUCUGCCUUGGAUGUAAAAGAUCACAAGUGAUAGGAGCAGAAUUAGGCCAUUCGGCCCAUCAAGUCUACUCCGCCAUUCAAUCAUGGCUGAUCUAUCUCUCACACCUAACCCCAUUCUCCUGCCUUCUCCCCAUAACCCUUGACACCCAAACUAAUCACGCUGCACUCCCUCAAUAGCAAGAAUGUCCUUCCUCAAAUUAGGAGACCAAAACUGCAACAAUACUCCAGGUGCGGUCUCACCAGGGCCCCGAACAACAGCAGUAGGACCUCUUUGCUCCUAAACUCAAAUCCUCUCGCAAUUAAGGUCAACAUGCCAUUAGCUGACUCCACUGCCUGCUGUACCUGCAUGCUUACUGAUGUACAAGGACACCCAGGUCUCGUAGCACCUUCUCUUUUCCUACUGUGACACCAUUCAGAUAAUAAUCUGCCUUCCUGUUCUUGCCACCAAAGUGGAUAACCUCACAUUUAUCCACAUUAUACUGCAUCUGCCAUGCAUCUGCCCAGUCACCCUGCAGCCCCAUAGCAUCCUCCUCGCAGCUUACUGCGCAACACAGCUUUGUGUCAUCCGCAAACUUGGAUUUCAUUCUCUCAUUUAAAUCAUUAAUAUCUAUUGUAAAUAACUGAGGUCCCAGCACUGAGUCUUGCAGCACCCCACUAGUCACUGCCUGCCAGUCAUUGCUGUAGCCUUUCACUAUACGGUAUGUUUCAAUGAGGUGUCCCCUCAUCCUUCUGAACUCCAGCCAACAAGCAUUCAUCUUCUAAUGCGGGGCAAUAGACAAUUUCUUUCUCCACUGCCUGCUGUACCUGCAUGCUUAUUCUCAGUGACUGAUGUACAAGUCAGACAGAAGCAGGGACAAUCACCUUGACAGAGGAUGUGGGAGGAAACCAGAGCCCCUUGAGGAAAUCCACGUGGACACAGGGAGAUCAUGCAAACUCCACAUAGACAGCACCCCAAUUUAGUUCAGCAGGACAGGCGGCAUCUCUGGAGAGCAGGAAUGGGUGACGUUUCGGGUCAAGACCCUUCCUCAGACGGUCAUCAUCCAUUCCUUCUCACCAGAGAUGCUGCCCGUCCUGCGGAGUUGCUCCAGUGGGACGGGCAGCUCCUAACUUCGGUUUAAACCCAGCAGUUCCUUCCAACACACCCCAGUUUAGUUUCUUUGUUUAGAGAUACAGCGUGGCCCACCGAAUCCGCGCCAUCAAACGAUCCCCGCACGCUAACACCACCUUACACUGCACACUGGGGACAAUUUUACAUCAACUGCGGACCUACACCUCUUUCGAGCGUGGGAGGAAACCGAAGAUCUCGGAGAAAAUCCAUGCAGGUCAUGGGGAGAACGUACAAACUCGGUACAGACAAGCACCAGUGGUCGGGAUCGAACCCUGCUCUCUGGAGCAGUGAGGCAACAACUCUACUGCUGAGCCACCGUGGCGUACGGAUGCGCUUUCUUUGAUCUACCUCCAGGAUGAGCUAUUGGCUGAGUCACCUUUGGUCAAUGGUCAUAUUAUUGUUACUUGCAUCAGGUUCAGUGAAAUACAUUUGUUGCUGACAGAUCAGCAAGACUAUGCUUGUGCAUAAACACAAUCACCCCCAGCCAGGCCUGUGUAUACAGAACAACACACACAGUCCAUAUAUUAGAGGCUCCAUUUUACGAUAUGAUACAUAGUCAGUUUUUCGGAGCCCCGCGCGAUGUUGGGACCAUAGAAACAUAGACAUAGAAAAUAGAAGCAGGAAUAGGCCACUCGGCCCUUCAAGCCUGCACCGCCAUUCAAUAUGAUCAUGGCUGAUCAUCCAACUCGGUAUCCCAUCCCUGCCCCUGCCUUUUCUCUGUCGGGUCUCCGUUGUUGUUGGGGCCUAGCACCGUGGAGCGGCCUCCAACCGGAACGACCUGGGGCUCCAGUCGCGGAGGUGCAGAAUUACCAUCAUCCUGGCCGAGUUCGGAGCGGCGGUGGCGCGCUGCUGCGGCCCAACCCAGGAGAUUCGGGGGCUCCAGCCGCCGGCCCGGUGGACGGUGACACUGGGAGCCCGCGGGUCCCUGGUGGGAGACCGCUUUUCGGGGCUUUCACAAUGGCGACUUCUCCCGCCCGAGUUGCGGGGUUGAGGAUGACCUG